Phymastichus coffea is the source of this 1332-nucleotide messenger RNA. Its product is annotated as senecionine N-oxygenase-like. Gene Ontology annotation, molecular function: NADP binding; N,N-dimethylaniline monooxygenase activity; flavin adenine dinucleotide binding. Bases 1 to 1332 code for a protein of 443 amino acids. The record is from RefSeq and is a predicted model, not a curated record. NCBI's taxonomy places the organism in Eukaryota, Metazoa, Arthropoda, Insecta, Hymenoptera, Eulophidae. The transcript is spliced from 7 exons.
AUGAAUGUAACAUGGAUGUUUCUUUGGUUGCUAUCUUUUCUAUUAUUCACUGCUGAUGGAAAAAAGAGAGUAUGUUUGAUUGGAGCUGGCCUAAGCGGAUUGUUUUCCGUAAAACUUUUGGCUGAUCGUCUUGAUGAAUUCGAGCCUAUUGUUUUUGAGAGAAAUUCUGAUGUUGGAGGACUGUGGAUUUACACAGAUGAUACUGGUCUGGACAAGUAUGGAUUACCUAUUCAUAGCAGUGUCUAUAAAAAUCUAAGAACAAACAGUCCAAAAGAAGUGAUGAGUUUUCCGGAUUAUCAGCACUUCGAGGGUGAAAAACGCAGUUGUGUUAAGCAUCACACAGUCGUUGAUUAUCAAAAGAAUUAUACAGAUCACUUCAAUCUUCGUCAGUUUAUUAAGUUUAACACUUACGUAGAAAAAGUAAUUCCUUUGUCUGAAAUCGACAAUUGGCGAGUGAAUAGAUGGAUUAUCAAGACUCGCGAUUUGCAUUCAAAUUCAACUGAUGCAACAAUUUGUGAUUUUGUGAUGGUCUGCACUGGACAAUAUUAUAAACCAAUGAUCCCAACAAUCUUGGGCAUCAAGAAGUACAAAGGUCGAGUAUUACAUAGCCACUCCUAUCGAAAACCCGAAGAGUUUUCUGGGCAAACGGUCACAGUAUUAGGCGCGGCGGUAUCUGGUCAAGACAUUACUUUUGAACUUAGUCUUUAUGCGAAAAUUGUCUAUCUCAGCCAUAGACACGACAAACUUCAAGGUGAAAUGCCGAGAAAUGUGAUUCAAGUUCCUGGAAUCGCUGCUGCAGAUACCAAUGGAUUCAUCCUUACUAAUGGAAUGAGGAUUGAAUCGGAUUCGUUGAUAUUUUGCACAGGCUACGUCAACGAACUCCCAUUUUUAAACAUUAAUAGUGGUAUUGAAGUACAUGACAAAUACUUGUAUCCACUGUACAAGCAGGUCAUUAAUAUAAAUAAUCCGUCCAUGGGAUUUGUUGGGCUUGUGCCCACGUUCAGAGCUUCUACUCCUAAAUUCUAUUCGCAGGCGAAAUAUUUCAUAUCAUUUCUACAAGGUCAGUUCAAGCUGCCAAGCCGGGAAAAAAUGAUAAUGGAUGCAGAAAACAUGCUACCAAAAAGUAUUAAGAAUAAAAAGUACGAAUGGCAUUGGGAUUACAUAAUGGGACUUGCAAAAGAAGCAAAUUUCGAACCAAUACCUGAAUUCUACCAAAAAGGUCUGACAUUUUGGCAAAAGUUCCAAGACGAGAAUUUAUAUCACUUCAAAGAAUAUGAUUUGCGCUUUCUGGUCGAUGGCAGUGUGGAAAUUGUCAAGUCCAAAAUGGCUUAA